Messenger RNA from Hylaeus volcanicus, 1438 nucleotides. It is a transcript of the gene Gbeta76C, whose product is annotated as guanine nucleotide-binding protein subunit beta-2. The transcript has 6 exons. Gene Ontology annotation, cellular component: heterotrimeric G-protein complex; cytoplasm. Bases 121 to 1161 code for a protein of 346 amino acids. Gene Ontology annotation, biological process: G protein-coupled receptor signaling pathway. The record is from RefSeq and is a predicted model, not a curated record. Lineage: Eukaryota; Metazoa; Arthropoda; Insecta; Hymenoptera; Colletidae. Gene Ontology annotation, molecular function: signaling receptor complex adaptor activity; protein binding.
CGAUGCUGAGGCUUCUUUCACGCUUCGAUGGAAAUUUGCUAGUCAGUAUCCGUGGAUUCACCAUCGUGGGUGUUUCCAAUUCCGUAGCAAUUCCCAAACAAGGCGAAACGCGUUCAGAAAAUGGGGAAGGAUGACGCAGAAACGGUGGCCUUGAAGAAGGAACUGGAGGACCUGAUCAACAAAUGCAAGGAGGAUCAAAAGAAACAACAGGACACGACUCUUGAGGAGGCAUGUAACGGGGUGGCGGACGCUCCAAAGGUCAAAUUAUCUACAAAGAAGUUAUUAAAGGGUCACAUCAACAAGGUGAACUCGGUGCAUUACAGUGGUGACAGUAGGCAUUGCGUGACAGGGUCCUUAGACGGAAAACUAAUCAUCUGGGAUUCGUGGACUGGAAACAAGGUCCAAGUAAUUCCAUUGCGCUCGGCAUGGGUGAUGUCUGUAGCGUUUGCGCCUUCAGGAAACUUCGUCGCCUGCGGUGGCAUGGACAAUAUGUGCACCAUCUAUGAUGUGAACAAUCGUGACGCUACAGGUUCCGCCAAAAUUGUCAGAGAGUUGUUAGGAUAUGAAGGAUUCCUCUCGUCGUGUAGAUUCUUGGAAGACAAGAGGAUCAUCACUGGAUCCGGUGACAUGAAAAUCUGCAUAUGGGACUUAGAAGCAAACAAAAAAACGACAGACUUCUGUGCCCACGCUGGCGACGUGGUUAGCAUUAGUUUAUCUCCGGAUAUGAACACUUACAUUACUGGAUCGGUAGACAGAACAUGCAAACUUUGGGAUUUAAGAGAGGAGAAUGCCAAGCAGACUUUCUUUGGGCACGAGGCUGAUGUAAACUCCGUCUGUUAUCAUCCUUCGGGACAGGCCUUCGUGACGGCCUCAGAGGACAAGACAGCGAGAUUGUGGGACUUGAGAUCCGAUCAGCAGUUAGCUACGUUUAAGCCGCCUAAUUCAAAUCCAGGAUUUACGUCAUGCGGUUUAUCGUUCAGCGGUAGAUUUAUAUUUUGCGGCAGCGAUGACAAUUCUAUUCACAUUUGGGACACGUUGAAGAAUCAGUACAACGGCGUUAUGUCAGGCCACGAGAACCGUGUCACGUCGCUCAGCGUUGCUGCAAACGGUAUGGCGGUUGCUAGCUGUUCCUGGGACCAGCAUGUGCGAAUUUGGGUGUAGAAACUUCGAAUAACUUGAUCAGUAACGUUGCAGAAUCUUGAAGAAGGUGAUGGAAUAAAAAAGAAAUCCUAUUUUCUUCUUGUUGAUACGUUUGUUCGUUUGCGUUUCGCCAUCCUCUAAAGUCAAGUUUUUUCACAAAAGGAAAAUUAAAUAUCUACAAGGAAACUAUCUAUUACGCGUAUUAAGUUGAUUAAUUACUCGCAUGUUUAAUUUAUAUGUAUAAACACCUGUAAUGUUUCUUGAGGUUUAUAUUAAAAGAUAAAGGAACCGCUUUCUU